This is a messenger RNA of Trypanosoma brucei brucei TREU927, 3303 nucleotides long. RefSeq lists its product as hypothetical. The coding region runs from base 1 to 3303 and encodes 1100 amino acids. Gene Ontology annotation, biological process: ribosome-associated ubiquitin-dependent protein catabolic process; rescue of stalled cytosolic ribosome. Gene Ontology annotation, cellular component: RQC complex. Lineage: Eukaryota; Euglenozoa; Kinetoplastea; Trypanosomatida; Trypanosomatidae. The transcript has a single exon. The record is from RefSeq and is a predicted model, not a curated record. Gene Ontology annotation, molecular function: tRNA binding; ribosomal large subunit binding.
AUGGUGAAACAGCGCAUGACGGCGCUUGAUGUUCGCGCUUCUGUGGAGGAAAUGCGGACUGAGCUUCAGGGUCUCCGGUUGACGAACGUAUAUGACAUUCCCCCAAGGACCUUUCUGUUUAAAUUUGGAAAUAGCGAGAAGAAAAGGACUUUACUUCUGGAGAACGGUGUGCGGCUGCACUUAACUCAGUUGGUGCGCGAGAAGCCAAAAGUGCCCACGCAGUUCACACUAAGGUUGCGAAAGCAUGUACGUGCAUGGCGGCUUGAUUCUGUGACGCAACUUCAACACGACAGAACGGUGGACUUUCGCUUCGGUGUAGCGGAGGGUGCGUCGUAUCACAUAAUUGUGGAGCUCUUUUCAAAGGGUAACAUUGUACUAACAGACCACGAGUACCGCAUAAUGCUCUUACUUCGUGCACAUAAGGACGACGGGGUCAACAUGUUUGUGCGUGAAUUAUACCCUGUGACAAAGUCAUUUGAACAGCAACAGGAGGAAGAGUGCCAGCAGCUCACUGAAGGGGCGCAACGUGUUGAAGCACUGCGACGAGAAUGGGGCGCAGUGUUUACUCGGCAUGCGGAAUACGAGACAACGCGAUCAACACUCUCUGCCACACAUCACUUUGGUCCGUCACUCGCCGAUCAUAUUUUGACAGUUACUGGCGUGAAGAGCGUGAAGAAAGCUAACAUGACGUGCAGCGGGGACGAAAUGUUCGAAAAGCUGCUUCCUGGAAUGUUAGAAGCCUGGCGCUUCGCCUUCUCUCCUUUGCCCACAGGUGGCUACCUGAUCAGCAAAACCGCGGCCACCAAGGGUCGAGGGACUCAAGAGCGGGGGAAGGCGCCACCGCAUGUAGAUGCGGGUGUCGGUACAACGGCUGACGGCGGAGAGGCGGGUAGUGGGGUGGAGAAGCAGCCUCGGCCGCACCUUCAGGGAGUGCAGUACGAGGACUUCAGUCCUGUUUUGCUCGCGCAGUAUCGUGGGGAUGCCGUUUCGGCGUCCUACCUCCCAAGCUUUGGCAGUGUAUGUGAUGCUUUCUUCCUAUACACCGAGAAGGAGAAGAUUGAACAGCAUAAUGACAGAGCGACAACCUGCGUACUUUCCAAGAAGGAGAAAUUCGAGCGCGACCACAACCGUCGCAUCGCCGCCCUCGAGCGCUCCGAGGAGGAGAACACCCGUAAGGGCGAACUCAUCAUCCAGAACGCUGAAAAGAUUGACGAGGCAAUUGGUCUAAUUAAUGGCGCACUAGCUGCUGGAAUUCAGUGGGAGGCGCUGCGGCGUUUACUGAAGCAGCGACACGCCGAGGGCCAUCCAGUGGCCUACAUGGUGCACGAACUCUUCCUUGACCGCAACAGCAUAUCUGUGCUUGUGGAAGAAAAUGAUGAGGAUGUCGAAUGUUAUGAGGACGAAGAAAGUAAAGUGAAAGUGGGGGGAAAGGGCGAGAAUCACCGGUAUGGUGGAAACAGCGGUGAAAAAAAGGACAGGGUAGAGGGCUGCAGUCGGACCCCAUCUGUGAUUGAGGUUGAUUUGAGCAAAACCGCCUAUGCAAAUGCCGCCUCCUACUUUACGCAGAAAAAAGCUAAUCGCGCCAAGCUCGAAAAAACUAUUGCCGCUACCGCCAAAGCGGCGGCAGGAGCAGAAAAAAAGGGCGAGAGAUUGGCUGCGAAGAAACAGACGAAGAAAGCUAUCGCAACAGAGCGACACCGUUGUUGGUGGGAAAAAUUUAAUUGGUUCCGUACAUCGUGUGGGGAUUUGGUGCUACAAGGGCACGAUACACAGUCGACUGAGUUGUUGGUACGUCGUAUCAUGCGCCUUGGUGACGUCUUUGUGCAUAGCGAUGUGGAGGGAGGGUUGCCGUGCAUCCUGAGAGCCGCGGGUUCAGCGUGGGAUGCCUCCACCGCUUUCGGGGAAGGUGAAUCUGAGGAAAACAGCAUUCAGGUAGGUGAGUCCACCAAAGGGUGGCUGAUCCAUAUGAUAAGCCUCGAUGAGGCUGCUGCAUGGUGCGUUUGCCGAAGCUCAGCGUGGGAGAGUAAGUUCAGUGUCGGCGCGUGGUGGGUGCAUGCUUCACAAAUUGUUGGAGGUACCGCCGCGGGGUGUUACUUGCUCAGCGGAGAGAAGAAUUAUUUGAGGCCUCGGCCCUUGAUGUUAGGGUGCGGGCUGCUCUUCCGCAUUUCUUCGCGCGCUAUUGAUCCCCGCGAGCGUGAAGAGCUGCCGAAUUACGUCCCAGAUGGCCCUCGUCAACCACAUGGUGUCAGCCACCAUUCAAGCGAGGGUGACAAGAACAUGGCCUUAGGGCGUGAUGAUAACUGCUUCCUUGAACGCGACGCCGCUACGGCUCUGCGGCCACUUCCUCAACUUCAGGCAAAUCGACGGCAUCGGCAAAACACACAUCAGCAGCAGCACAGCACGGCAUGUAGCGUUGUGACGAAGGGCUCGCAGCCGCUCGCUGAAAAUGCUGCAAGCCCUUCAGUGGCUGCAGCUCCUGCUCGCGGAACGGGAGUUUGUGGUGUGAAGGGGGCCGCCGCUGUUCAAACAAAGGCGCAGCAGCUGACGAAGCACCAGCGGAAGAAGUUAAAAAAGAUCCAGCAGAAGUACAAGGAUCAGGAUGAUGAGGAUCGUUUAACCGGUGCACUCCUAAACGGUAACCAACUUUCAAAGGUGCAGUUGGAGCUGCUCGCAAGUGAGAGGGCCAAGCAGACUAAUGAAAUUGUAAGAACAUCACCAGCAGGGAGCUCUUCCGCUGCUGGUGAGGCAGGAGAACGCUGUGGCGGUGAAGCUUGGGGCGAGGAGUGUGUGGGGGAGGUGCGGGGGCGGGCUCCUGCUAAAGGUGGAGAUGCCGGACAUUUGCUUGCCGCGUCUCCUUCAUGCGGAAGUGACGGUCCAGCUGACAAUGAGCGUACACCGCGUGAAGAUAAUGAGCCGAGCACCGGCGAACCCCAGCCACGGUCUCGUGCUAUUGAUUCAACGGCUGCGAGUUUGGAAGCCACGCGUGCAGCGAACGAUGCGGAGUUUAAUCGUGAAUGGAUUCAUUUUACGGCGAAGCCCCAGCCUGGAGACUGUGUGGAGUAUGCGGUUGCCGUUUGUGCGCCGAUGGGUUCCGUCAUCUCGUACAAGUACCGGGCUGAGCUCUCAUGUGGGAAUGCUAAGAAGGGCCAGGUGGCUCUUAGUUUGAUUGAACACUUCACUGCGAUGGCUCUGAAUGUCGAUAACGCCUCAGAGGUACACGCCCUACGGUCACUGGAAAUGAAUGAUGUCAUAGGGCAACUCCGAGGUAAUUUGAAGCGGAUCAGCACUGGCCUUCGCAAAUAG